CGGCCGGCGAGGCCGGCCCUCUUCUUGGGCAGCCGGAGAAGGGCGGAGCGCGAGCCGGACUCAAACGUGGCUCAGGCGGCCCGAGACGCAGCCGCUGCUGCUGAAGCUCCCGCCAUGGCGGAGGGCGAAGCGGAAGGGGAGGCGCUGCGGGCGGUGAGGCGCUGCCUGGAGGCUUUCCCGGCCGAGGCAAGGGAGUUGAGUUUCACAGAUUCUGUGCCAUAUCUUGAUAGCCUUCCAUCCCCCUUGGAGUUCUAUCGGGAAUGGGUUUGCCCAAACAAGCCAUGUAUAAUUCGGAAUGCAGUCAACCAUUGGCCAGCUCUGAAGAAGUGGACAUUAGCUUACCUGAGGGAAAUAAUGAACUCCAAGCUGGUGAGUGUGGCAGUAACUCCAAAUGGUUAUGCUGAUGCAGUUUAUCAGGACUGGUUUGUUAUGCCAGAGGAACGACACAUGCCUUUCAGUGCUUUCUUGGACAUUGUAGAGAAAAAAGUAACUUCUCCAGGGGUGUUCUAUGUGCAAAAGCAGUGCUCGAACUUAACUGAAGAAUUCCCUGAACUUAUGGGAGAUGUGGAGCCUGACAUACCAUGGAUGAGUGAGGCCGUUGGAAAGAAGCCUGACGCUGUUAAUUUCUGGCUGGGAGAAUCUGCUGCAGUGACAUCUUUACAUAAAGACCAUUAUGAAAACUUGUACUGUGUGAUCUCUGGAGAGAAACAUUUUCUGCUGCAUCCGCCAAGUGAUCGUCCCUUCAUCCCAUAUGUUUUCAUGCUUAACAUUUCAGAAAUGUAUCCAUCAGCAACCUACCACAUAGCAGAAAACGGGUCAUUUGAAGUUGUGGAUGACAAAGCUGCAGAGAAUGUGCCCUGGAUUCCAUUGGAUCCUUUAAAUCCAGAUCUAGAACGAUUUCCAGAAUAUGCCCAGGCAAAGCCUUUGCGGUGCACUGUGAAGUCUGGAGAGAUGUUGUAUCUUCCUUCUCUCUGGUUCCAUCAUGUUCAGCAGUCACAUGGCUGCAUAGCAGUGAAUUAUUGGUAUGACAUGGAAUAUGAUCUAAAAUACUCUUAUUAUCAGCUGCUGGAUUCUCUCACAAAAGCUAUAGCACGGAAAUCUUAGGGUCUUGGAUCAGCUAACCUACUGAUGUGGAACUACGGCUGGAAUGCGAACUAUUUAAUUAUGGCCUAUUAAAUCAAGACAAAAGGCAACUGUUUUGCUGCUGACAAUUGUUUUGCUGUCACUGAAGCUUAACAUCAUGCGGAUGUUCAUGGCAUUGUGGACAAAAUGGCACCUUAUAUGGUGGUUUACCUUAAGUAACCGUUGAGAUCAAGCACAUGAGAUGAAUAUCACCUGCACGGAUGAAGCACAUUUUCUGGAUCUGUUUCAGUCAGGCUUCACGAUGAUGUAGUUCCUCUGGUAGAAAGUCCAUUUCUGGAGAUUGACAGGCCCCUAACUUGUCCUCAGUACAUUAGAUCAUCUGUAUGAAUAUUCUGGAGGAAUAUUACAGGGAACCAGGUAGAGGGCCUUCUUGGUAGUGGCGCCUACCCUAUGGAGCACCCUCCCAUCAGAUGUCAAGCAGAAAAGUAACUAUACAACCUUUAGAAGACAGCCCUGUAUAGGGAAGUUUUUGAUGUUUUAUUAUGUUUCAGUAUAUGCUGUAUGGGCAGGGUACAAAUAAAAUCAUUAUUAUUAUUA
Podarcis raffonei (Aeolian wall lizard) is the source of this 1680-nucleotide messenger RNA. It is a transcript of the gene JMJD7, whose product is annotated as jumonji domain containing 7. The transcript is spliced from 8 exons. NCBI's taxonomy places the organism in Eukaryota, Metazoa, Chordata, Lepidosauria, Squamata, Lacertidae. Gene Ontology annotation, molecular function: 2-oxoglutarate-dependent dioxygenase activity. The coding region runs from base 115 to 1104 and encodes 329 amino acids. The record is from RefSeq and is a predicted model, not a curated record.